GACGUUUUCAAUAAUUAAUCCCGCCAGGGGGGUUUUCAAGUUUCAACUCGAUCUCUGCUAACUGCAGUCCGACUGCAGUGAAGCAAUGGGUUCCAAGGCAGGGGGAAGUUCGGUUGAUUUAUGGUCAAAAAUCGUAGGUGCAGAUGCACCACAACAGCAGCAGCAACAAAUCGAGGUGGUCUACAGAAGAAGAAAAACCCAGAACAACCAAAAGGACUUGAACUUAAAGCAUUCUGAUUUCGGUCGCCCGCCUGCGAAUCGCGUGAGUUUGGUCGACCCAAACAAGCGAGUCAGUUGGAAUCGAUCUCUUUCGACAAGAGGGAGGACAAGUAUAGCUGUUGGAGCUUGUAUGGUUUAUCAGCCUGAAUUAAAGAAGGAAAAAAGAAAAGGAAGACCUGCUCUUCCCAAAGGAAAAUUGGUAGCACAUCCUAACUUUGAGAAGGAGAGAGCAUACUUUGAAGAGGUUGAUGCUUUUGAGUUGUUAGAGGAGAGUCCCUCGCCCAAGAAAGUUGGUACAUGGACCCUAGGCAAUGAAAAUUAUAAUGGUCAACUGCCUCAUCUAUGCUCAAGAUUAGAAAAAUGGUUACUGUCCAGGAAAUUGAAUCUCAGUUGUGGUCCUUCUAGCACGCUGUCUAAGAUAUUAGAUACUCCAGCCAGGGGAUUGGAGACUAUUUAUGAUAUUGAUUUUUGUUUAGAUCCAAGAACUUCUGAAAAAUCUGCGGAAGUUGAUCCACAUCUUCAUACAAUCAUCACUGAAGGCAGAAGUAUUAUUGUCGACAAUGGUCUAUUUGAGGCGGACAUCGAUUUGCGAACUGAUAAAAUGUCCAUUCAAGAUGAUGAAGAUUCUGCAAAUUUAGAAGCUGCUGUUAAGAAGCUCUCACUGACAUCGUCAUCAGCUUUGGCAGAUGAACAUUUUAGUCCAUUUGCUGCUUUAUUGGAAAUAUGUGGACAGUCUGUGCCCUCGAAGUUUCAAGACGUGCUAUCUGAGUAUUGUGAUCCUGAAACAAUCGUCAAAAUUGGUGAAGGAACGUAUGGAGAAGCUUUCAAGAUUGGCAGCUACGUUUGUAAAAUUGUUCCUAUUGACGGGAACUUCAGAGUGAAUGGGGAAGUUCAAAAGAGAUCAGAAGAACUGCUGGAGGAGGUGGUUCUUUCGAAAACGCUGAACUAUUUGAGGAAAAAUGAUGGAGACGCUCAUAAUUCUUGCGGAAUAUUCAUUGAAACAUUAAAAUUUAGUGUAUGCCAAGGAUCCUACGAUGCUUCAUUGAUUCAAGCAUGGGAGAAUUGGGAUAAAAAUCAUGGUUCAGAGAAUGAUCACCCGGAAGUGUUUCCAGAGAAACAGUGUUAUGUGGUGUUCGUAUUACGACAUGGUGGCAAGGAUCUUGAAAGCUUUGCACUUUUGAAUUUUGACGAGGCAAGGAGUUUACUAGUUCAGGCCACUGCUGGGCUUGCUGUGGCUGAAUCUGCAUAUGAAUUUGAACAUCGAGAUCUUCACUGGGGAAACAUUCUUUUAAGUCGAAGCGACUCAAAGGCAUUGCAGUUCACUCUUGAUGGCAGGCACAUGCUUGUUAAAACAUAUGGACUGAUCAUAUCUAUUAUUGACUUCACUCUGUCGCGAAUAAACACAGGCGAUGAUGUACACUUCUUGGAUCUUUCAUCAGAUCCCGAUCUAUUUAAAGGUCCUAAAGGGGACAAACAGUCAGAAACAUACAGGAAGAUGAAGGAGGUAACAGAAGAUUGGUGGGAAGGAAGUUUUCCUAGAACAAACGUGCUGUGGUUGAUCUACUUGGUCGAUAUACUGCUGACGAAGAAAUCAUUUGAACGUACUUCAAAGAAUGAGAGAGAUCUGCGUUCCUUGAAGAAACGCCUGGACAAGUAUAAUUCAGCCAAGGAAGCAAUGUCCGAUUCUUUCUUCGAUGACUUGUUGGUUGUGGAUGGUACUUAAGCUACGCACGACAGAGGUAGAAAAGACGUGAUCAGCAAGAAGUAUGUAAAUUUUGGCGUUUCACCCUUGGUUUUUGGAGUUGGUAAAAGUGUGUAUAUAAAAGUUGAAUAUCAAGUACGGCUCUUGUUACCGAACUGUCGUCAUUUAUGACUGAUGACAUGAAAAGAGAGUGACGUUAAAGGCCUUAUCUAAUUAGAUAUUUUAGAUUUUGUAUCAGAUGACCUCGAAGAAAAAAGAAAGGGAGGGAAGGAAGAUGAGGCUGCUAAGGAAAAGAGGAGAUAUAAAGGAGGCGAGAUUGUAGAUCAAGGAUUAAUAUUGAUAAGCUGACUGUGCUUUAUAUGUUGUAAACCGAAUCUCGCAUGAUAUGUUUGCACUGUGAUCGUGUCAUUGUGUGGCAUUGUGCACUUACACCUCUUGCUGAUCUCGCUCCACUUGCCUUUUCCCUUUGAAUCCCCUUUUCCCGCCAUCUGCACCAAAUACUUUAUUAGUUUAUUUCAUUGCCCAUGUGAAAGCUUACUUAUUGGUACUGUUGACUGCCAGUUUCUCUAAAGCGGUGUCUCAACCCAGUUGUUACUUGGGAAAAAAGAAAAAUAAAUAAAUAAAACACU
Prosopis cineraria is the source of this 2550-nucleotide messenger RNA. Its product is annotated as serine/threonine-protein kinase haspin homolog. Gene Ontology annotation, biological process: intracellular signal transduction; mitotic cell cycle; protein phosphorylation. The record is from RefSeq and is a predicted model, not a curated record. Bases 86 to 1942 code for a protein of 618 amino acids. The transcript has 15 exons. Gene Ontology annotation, cellular component: cytoplasm; nucleus. Lineage: Eukaryota; Viridiplantae; Streptophyta; Magnoliopsida; Fabales; Fabaceae. Gene Ontology annotation, molecular function: histone H3T3 kinase activity; ATP binding.